AUGUAUUUACUAAUAAUAACAACUAUUGCUAUAAUUAAUGUGCCAAAUGCUCAGUGCCUGUUAUUAGAUAUAUUAGAUGGAAGGGUAGUUGGAGGCGAAAAAGCCAGAAUUGCUGAAUUUCCACAUCAAAUUUCUUUACGUUAUAAUAAAAAGCAUACUUGUGGAGGAUCUAUUAUCGACGCUUAUUAUAUUUUAACAGCAGCGCAUUGUGUUUAUGGAAGAAACAGGCCUAAAAAAUUUACUGUUGUGGCCGGAUCAAGUUUUCUAUAUAAAGGAGGUAAUCAUCAUGAAGUAGAAUCUAUCGUUUAUCCUAAAAGAUACACUCCCAGAUCGCUAAACCACGAUGUUGCUGUUAUUAAGUUGAAAAAAGCGAUCGUUUUUGGAAAAUACCAGCAACCGAUAGCUUUGACCAUGAGAGAUACGCCUAAAGGUUUGAUGGCAAAAUUCUCUGGAUGGGGGCUCAUGUCGACUAAGAUGUCUAUUGUAUAA
Messenger RNA from Ctenocephalides felis (cat flea), 489 nucleotides. Its product is annotated as trypsin-5-like. Bases 1 to 489 code for a protein of 162 amino acids. Lineage: Eukaryota; Metazoa; Arthropoda; Insecta; Siphonaptera; Pulicidae. The transcript has 5 exons. The record is from RefSeq and is a predicted model, not a curated record. Gene Ontology annotation, molecular function: serine-type endopeptidase activity. Gene Ontology annotation, biological process: proteolysis.